Molecule: messenger RNA, 6961 nt
Organism: Trichoplusia ni (cabbage looper)
Lineage: Eukaryota; Metazoa; Arthropoda; Insecta; Lepidoptera; Noctuidae
Product: filaggrin-2-like
Exons: 3
Coding region: 33-6860 (2275 amino acids)
Source: RefSeq, a predicted model, not a curated record
CGCACGCGCAUCCCUCAGUGGGAUAAAGGACGAUGCUUUUGGUUAUUUUAACCGCUUUAGUAGCGGUGAGCGGAGCAGACAAGCUUGGAAAGAGCUUUGUCUUGCCAGCCACAGCCAAAUCUGCAGGCGGUAGUCCCGAUGACUUAUUAGCUCCGUUCGAAGGUUCUGACCGAGGCCUACCCACUGGCAGCUACACGAACGAUGCUCAAGGAGUAGUAGUCGACGCAGUGAACCCCGGAGUCCGGGCUUCUGGUAUUGAACCAACAGGUCUUGGUGGACCAAGAACCGCAUACGGCUCAACCAACUCCAAAGUUGGGGAUGCCGCAUUCAGAACCACUCAGAGCGGAUUCGGAGUUACCGGAGGUGCUAGCACUCGUAUCGCACCCGGAUUCAACUCCUUCACAGGAUCAGAGGAAUCUGAGGUCGACAAAAACAAUGGAAACAGUUUGAAGUUUUUGAAUGAUGUCGGUUCGGAGAACUACAGCUAUAACUACAAGACUGAAAAUGGGAUUACUGUUGGUGAGAAUGGUGCGGCCACUGGUGGGGUUCAAGCGCAGGGAGGAUACUCCUACAAGGGUGAUGAUGGUCAAACGUACAGCGUGACAUACACAGCUGACAAAGGAGGUUACAAGCCUCAGGGUCAACAUCUCCCAACUCCACCCCCAAUUCCUAAUGAAAUUUUGAUCUCUUUGGAGAAGAAUGCUAAGGAUGAAGCUGCUGGCGUUGUUGAUGAUGGCUCAUACAACGCACAGAAAUACAAUGACGAAGGCGAUUACGAAAGCAAUGGCGCUCAAAUUAACAAUGAUGAAGUGACAAAUGGCGGCGUAGGUACAACGGUUGGUGGAUCAGCUGUGAGUCAGAACAACCAGGCUUACAGACCUACCUCAGGCGUUUUGAUUGGUGCUUACAACCCAACAGCAAGCUCUCAAGUUCAAGGUGCUCAAGGAUUUGGUCAAGUAUCUGGUAAUAAACCAAGCCAAGGCUUUGGAGUGUCAGGAGGUUCUUCAUCAAUUGCACAAGCUGGUCAAACUCAAUUGACCCAAAGCAGAUUCGGCGAGCAAGCGCAACCUGUGAUUGGAUCAACGGCUAGAACUCCUACCUUCCAGAGCCAGUCUGGUUCAAACGCUUUCAGUUCAGCGUUUAGUUCGGGUUCGGGAAGCGCCAGUGCGUUUGCUUCAACUGGACCUUCAAGUUUUGGUUUGAAGAAAGAUAACUACGGCGCAAAUGCUUUCGGAUCAUCAGGCCAAUAUGGUAGCAAUGUAGCUCCAUCUUCUGCAACAGCAACUGCUUUUUCAUCUGGAACACCUACAUUUGGAGUUCGAACUCAGCAGUUUGGUAGCUCGCAACAGUCUGGAAGCUCCUCUGUAUUCGGCGGUUCUCAAGUUCAGCCUCAAGGUGCAGCUUUAUUACCAAGUGUUGGUGGUUACUUACCUCCCGCGAAGACAGAUACUAACAGCCAAAAUUCAAACAUUCAAGGCCUCACCCAGGCUACAGUAUCUUCAUUCCCCAACCCUGCUCAAGGCUCUUCCCAAUCUAGUCAAUUAGACGUAAAACCACAGAAUGGCCAGAGUGUGACAUCUACUCAGCAAUAUCAAGGUACUCUGUAUGAAUACAAUAAGCCAGCUGAAUCCUUACCUGCUCCCGGUCAGCAGAGCACCGUGAGUUCCGGACAAGCUUUGUCUGCUUCACAACCUGGUCAGUUUACAACUGACUCAAGAUUUGGUUCUCAACAAAGUUCUUCAAGCAGUUUCUCAAACAAUAACAUCCAAAAUCAACAAACACAGUUUAACCAGAAACCCAUCAGUACCGUACAAUCCGGUUCCUACAACCAACAGUCACAGCAAUUCGGGUCUCAGUUCGCUCAAAAGCCUCAGACAGCUUUUGGAUCUGCCUUUGCAUCAACUACUGGAUCGAAGAGUCAAACCUCCCAGAACCAGUUCGGUCAAACCUCUCAGACAAACCAAAAACCAGUUGGUUUCACUGGAUCAACUUACCAGCAAACUCAACAAACACAAUUUGGAUCUCAAUAUGUUCAAAAACCUGUAACAUCCCAAAGCUCUGCAUUUGCGACAAACACAGGUUCGAAGGGACAAUAUGCUCAAACAACCCAAUUUGGUCAAUCAACUACUGGCUCUAACUUCCAACAGAGUCAAUUCGGAUCUCAGAAUGUACAGAAACCCGUGACAUCUCAAAGCUCUGCAUUUGCAUCAACUUCAUCAAAGGGCCAAUCUGUCCAAACUCAGUACGGCCAAAAGCCUUUUGGCUUGUCACAGACGGUGUCUGGAUCUAAUUACCAACAAAACCAAGGAGCUUCUACUGGUUCUCAAAUAUCGCAGGCCACAGGAUCCACAACACAAAAUCAGUACGGAGUUAACUUGCAAACUGGACAAAAGCCUUUUGGUCAGUCUACUUCUGACUCUAGCUUCCAGCAAACACAAUUUGGUGCAGCGGGAUCUCAAUUUGGACAGAAACCUGUAACAUCUCAAAGCUCCGCUUUCGCAUCAAACACAGGAUCUAAGGGCCAAGUAAGCCAAACUACCCAAUUUGGCCAGAAACCUUUUGGCCAAUCUGCAACUGGUUCCAACUUCCAGCAGACUCAAUUUGGCAGUGCAGGAUCUCAAUUUGUUAAAAAACCUGAGACCACUCAAACUUCCGGUUUUGUGUCAAACACGGCAUCAAAAGGACAAUCUACCCAGACUACCCAGUUUGGCCUAUCAACAACUGGCUCUAGCUUCCAGCAAACACAAUUUGGCGCCGCAGGAUCUCAAUUUGGCCAGAAACCUGUAACAUCCCAAACCUCUGCCUUCGCAUCAAACACUGGAUCAAAGGGACAGGCGUCCCAAAGCUCUCAAUUUGGCCAAAAGCCUUUCGGCCAAUCAGGAUCUAACUACCAGCAAACGCAGUUCGGUGCUGCAGGAUCCCAAUUUGUUCAGAAACCGAUAUCUUCCCAAAAUUCUGCACUAGUAUCAAAUACUGGAUCAAAGGGUCAAUCGGUGCAAAACACCCAAUUCGGACAGUCAACAACAAGCUCUGGUUACCAGCAGACUCAAUUUGGAGCUGCAGGUUCUCAAUUCGUUCAGCAACCAGUAACAUCCCAGAGCUCUGCAUUCGCAUCGACUUCAGGAUCAAAGGGUCAGUCUGUCCAAACUCAGUUUGGCCAAAAGCCUUUUGGCUCAUUCCAGGCGGUGUCUGGAUCUAAUUACCAGCAAAACCAAGUUUCGUCUACUGGUUUGCAGUCAUCUCAGGCCACAGGAUCUACUACUCAAAAUCAAUUUGGAGUGAAUCCACAAGCAGGACAAACACCUUUCGUCCAAUCAACAACUGGCUCUAACUUCCAGCAAGCUCAAUUUGACACUGCAGGAUCUCAAUUUAGCCAAAAACCCGUAAGCUCUCAGAGUUCUGCCUUUGCAUCCAACACAGGAUCAAAAGGCCAAGCUGCUCAAGCCACCCAAUUUGGUCAAAAGCCUUUCGGCCAAUCAGGGUCUAGCUUCCAGCAAGCCCAAUUUGGUGCAGUCGGAUCUCAAUUUGUUCAGAAACCUGUAACAUCCCAAAGCUCUGCAUUCGCUUCCACCUCAGAAUCAAAAGGACAAUCUGUCCAAACUGCUCAAUUUGGUCAAAAACCUUUUGGCUCAUCACAGACUGUGUCUGGAUCGAAUUAUCAACAAAACCAAGUAGCUUCUUCUGGUUCCCAAGCAUCGCAAGUUACAGGGGCAACUCUUCAAAAUGUGUAUGGAGUAAACUCGCAAGCUGGACAAAAGCCUUUCGGCCAAUCGACAACUGGUUCUAACUUCCAACAGACUCAAUUCGGAUCUCAGUUCGGCCAAAAACCCGUGACAUCCCAAAAUUCUGCAUUUGGGUCAAACACCGGAUCAAAGGGUCAAGCUGCCCAAGCCAACCAAUUUGGUCAAAAGCCUUUCGGUCAAGCAGGAUCAGGCUUCCAGCAAACACAAUUCGGUGCUGCUGGAUCCCAGUUUGCUCAAAAGCCUGUGACAUCACAGAGCUCCGCCUUCGCGUCCAACACAGGAACAAAGGGACAGUCUGCGCAAAAUACUCAAUUCGGUCAAUCGACUAGCUCUGGCUACCAGCAGACCCAAUUUGGUGCCGCAGGAUCUCAAUUUGCUCAGAAACCAGUAACCUCUCAGAGUUCCGCCUUUGCGUCAAACACAGGAUCAAAGGGUCAAUCUGCCCCAAGCACCCAAUUUGGCCAAAAGCCUUUCGGCCAAAGCUCUGCGUUCGCGUCGAGUUCAGCAUCAAAGGAACAAACUUCCCAAUCCACCCAAUUCGGUCAAUCAACAACCGGUUUUGGCUCACAGCAGACACAAUUCGGUGUCAGUGGAUCGCAGUUGGGCCAAAAACCUGUGAGCUCUGCUUUUGUGUCCAAUACAGGAUCUAAGGGACAAUCAGUACAAAACAACCAAUUCGGUCAAUCCACUGUCUCCACUUUCCAGCAGAAUCAAUUUGGUGCCGCCGAUUCUCAAUUGGUUCAAAAGCCAACAACUCAAGGCUCUGCCUUUAGUUCUUACACAGGAUCAAAGGGUUCAGCUGCCCAAAGCGUACAAUUUGGCCAAAAACCAUUCGGCCAAUCAGUAACUGGAUCUAGCUUCCAACAGCCGCAAUUCGGGGCUGUCGGAUCUCAGUAUGGUCAGAAGCCAGUGGCAUCUCAAAGCUCUGCAUUCGCGUCAACUUCAGAAUCAAAGGGACAAGCUGCCCAGUUCACUCAAUUCGGCCAAUCAACAACUGGUUCUAGCUUCCAGCAGAAUCAAUUCGGAACCACCGGUACUCAAUUUGUACAAAAACCAGUGACGACUCAGAGCUCUGCCUUCGUGACAAACACAGGAUCAAAAGCUCAAGCCACCCAGUUUGGUCAAAAACCUUCCGGCCAAUCAACCGGAUCUAACUUCCAGCAGACACAAAUCGGCGCAGUCGGAUCUCAGUUCGGUCAAAAACCCGUGACAUCCCAGAGCUCGGCGUUUUCGUCGACCACGGGUCAAACUACUCAAACCACCUUCACCCAAAAACCUUUCGGCUCCUCUCAAACUACCAGUCCUAACAAUUUCCAACAGAAUCAGAUUGCUUCAACUGGAUCACAAGUGACCCAAGCUACCAGUUCAACAUCAGGUUCUAAAUACCAGCAGUCUCAAUUCGGUGCCAGUCAAUCACAAUUCGGUCAGAACACUGUUUCUAAGGGCCAAUCUGGUCAAAAUACCCAAUUUAACCAAAAACCUUUCGGUUCUUCUCAAGUAGGCUCUACUUUCCAACAGAAUAACGUUGCUUCCCAAAAUCAAUUUGGACAAAACACUGGCUCUGGUUUCCAACAAACACAGUUUGGUUCGGUUGGAUCACAAAUUAAUCAAAAGCCACAAUCUGCUUUUGGAUCCUCAAUCAAUUCUAACACAGGAUCAAAAGGUCAGUCCUCGCAACAAUUCUCUUCUUCCGGAUCACAGUUCUCUCAGGUUGCAAGCGCAAAUGCUGUUGCUUCUGAUAACCGAUUUGGAGUAGAAGCCCAAGGUGUUCAGAAACCUUUUGGAGUAGGUCAGACAGCAGGAUCUGGUUUCCAACAGAACGUGUUUCCCUCGUCAACUGUCGCACCUUACGAACAAAAGCCUCAGUCGUCCGUAGGCCUUAGCCAAAACGUGGGCUCGGCCUCAUACAACUACGUGCAGAAUCCGCAAUCGAAUCAAGGAAAUGUUCCAACUAAAACUACAGUAUCUCAAAUUGCCCAACCAACAUCAUUCGGUCAGAAACCGUUUGGCAGCUCACAAUCUAGUGCAUCAUCUUCAGGUGCCUAUAGCCAGUCUUUUAUAGUUGGAACACAGGCAACAAAACCUUCGACUUCUCAAGCCACUAGCCAGUUUGGUUCCUCGACUGGAUCACUGGGCCAGAAGCAACAAUCUCAAGCUAAUGCAUUUGCUUCAUCUAAUGUAGGUGGUCAAGCUCAAAAGCCGUUCGGCAAUGCUCAAAGUAACUUGGUCUCAAAAUACCAGCCAACUCAAUUUGGUUCUACGACCCAGAAACCAUUCGGUAGUUCUUUAACACAGACCCAGUUCGGUCAGUACUCCCAAUCUAAUGUAGGUAACGCACUUUCAGCAGGCCAGUCAUUGUCCAACAUUCAGCAACAAAAACCACUAGGCGCUCAAUUAUCCCAGACAUUCCAACAAUCACAAUUAAAUCAGGGUCAAAGGCCUGUCGGUAGCACUCAAGGAUCUGCUUUCCAGUUUGGACAAGCAAGUGGUUCAAGCCAGUCUUCUCAGAGUACCGUGGGUAGUGCACAGUCAACUGGUGGGUACAACUACAAAGCGCCAGGAUCUGCAUUCAGCUCUGCAUCGAGUCAGGGCACUUUCCAACAGGCCCAGUCUACAGCUAGUUCCAGCCAGUUUGGGGUUCAACCAAUCAAAGCAGUAACUACAUCUCAGUACGUUCAGCCAACUCAAUUGACUGUUAUACCUCUCGGCGGUCAGUCUGCUUCUUCCUCUGUGCAAGGAUCUAGUUUCGUAACAGAGCCUACGCAGUCCGCUUUCAUUACUUCACAGAAACCUAGUCAAACCCAAUUGAGUGAUGAAUCAUACCAAUCUAGUCCAUUCAGCAGUACUCAAGCCCCAAGUUUCGAAUCUUCAGGAUUCGGGUCUACUGUUCAACCUAUAGUUCAGAGUCAGUCAUUCCAGUCUAGUCCCAUUAGUAGCACCCAGGCUCCUAGCUUCCCAUCAAGGGUAGGUGUUGUCUCAACUGCUCAGCCGCUGGUUGUGCCUAUUUCCAGCAUAGACUUGGACCAAUCUUCCCAGAACUUUGUUGGACAAAAAGAGCAAUUUGGAGGAGCUCGCGACCCUCCCAGUUUUGAUGAGCAGACUGGAUACCAUUACUGAACUGUGCCAUAAACAUACAAUUUGGGAUAAGUCGAUCAAUAUUGUUUGUUAAACUAAUGAAACAACUUUGUUAAACAAAUAAAUAUUUUUUGUGAACUGAA